Molecule: messenger RNA, 1352 nt
Organism: Cuscuta campestris
Lineage: Eukaryota; Viridiplantae; Streptophyta; Magnoliopsida; Solanales; Convolvulaceae
Source: the annotation of a GenBank genome assembly
GUACCUUAUAUUUUUUAAACAAAAAGAGGCCCAGGUCCAUACUCCUUAAUGAUGAUUCCACUCGGGAGGAUAAGGGAUAGUUUAUUUUAUUGUGAUAAUCCCUUAAACAAAGGAAAAGGUAUAGAGUGGGUCUACUUGUUACUACUAUACUCCAUGCUCAAAUGUAAAAGGCUAGUUGUCAAAAAAAAAGAGGAGCACAUGCAUACAUACACGGGGAGCUGGGAAUCGUGGUUGAGAAUUGGGAUCCACACUCAUUUCAUGUUCACUACAAUUUGGUGCAUAUCUACUGAAACUGAUGCACUGGCAAGUAUCCGAAAGGGGAUUUGUUAAUUGGGGUUCGCUGUUUGGGGCAAUCUCGAGGAGAGAUGCCCGACGUUCAUCGUCACCUAUUUGGUUUCUUUACCCGGGUUCUGAGAAGAUUCCCUGUUUUUCACCCUCCCUCUUAUGCAUCUGAGUCAAAAUCUCAUACGACCGAGUGCGUGACAACUCCGAAGGCCGAGCUCAUAAUUUCUAGUGGGGCUCAAUCUGAGCAUGGGAUGGUGACCGGGUCCGAGUGCGAGAUCAGGAUAAGCCGAGUUCGUGCGGCAGUAUUGUAAGAUCCAAUUCAGCGGUAGCGGUCUUAGCCAAUCGAGUCUGCUGAUGCCGAGUGUACUACGUUUAGCCGGCUGUGCAUCAUCGGGCUUCCACGCCACGAUAUGGCCUCACGCGGUCCUCGUCAUUGCGCGAGCAAAUCCCUCCGGAGGGUAUUGCAAGGUCCUGCUUAGGACAAAAUCUUGCCAGUCCUGCUUAGGACAAAUAUUAGAUCUGCUGAGAUCGCACUUCUACGCUACCACGCGUCAUCGGCGCCACGUCGCCCAAAAAAAACAACAGCAACGAAGGAAUUUUUCAUAUUUUGUCUUUCAGGUACAAAGCGGAAGACCACAUGACAUUUGCAACUGAGCCCGCCUAGCAGAGUUCACGGAUGCCACAUAAUUUCACUCUUUUCCCGAGGCCGGUCUUAGCCGCCUCGCAAAGAACUUAAGCCCUUGUCUCCCAAGGCAAUUAAAAGCCCUCUCCCGAGGUCGGCCCCAUCCACCUCACGAGGCACUCAAGCCCUUGUCUCCCAAGGCAACUAAAAGCCCUCUCCUGAGGUCGGCCCUAGCCACCUCACGAGGCAGUUGACUCUUUUCCCAAGGUCGGCCUCGGCCACCUUGCAAGUUGCUUAAGCCCUCGUCUCCCGAGGCACUCAAAAGCCCUCUCCCAAGGUCGGUCCCAUCCACUUCCCGAGGCACUCAAGCCCUUGUCUCCCAAGGCAAUUAAAAGCCCUCUCUCGAGGUCGGCCCCAUCCACCUCACGAGGCACUCAAGCCCUUG